Chelonoidis abingdonii (Abingdon island giant tortoise) is the source of this 1072-nucleotide messenger RNA. NCBI's taxonomy places the organism in Eukaryota, Metazoa, Chordata, Testudines, Testudinidae. The record is from RefSeq and is a predicted model, not a curated record.
GUUGGUCUUCUCCUUCUGCAAUAGGGAUAGCUGGCCUUGGUGGUGGAUUUGAAAUUGGAAUUGAGGUGUCAGAUUUAGUAAUAAUACUGAACCAUGAAAGAGCAGUUGAAGCUUUUGCAAAAGGUGGCAAUCUUACACUUGGAGGAAAUUUUACAGUGGCAAUUGGGCCUUUGGGGAGAAAUUUAGAAGGUGAUGUUGCCGUACGAAGCUCAGCUGCUGUCUAUACAUACUGCAAAUCACGAGGGUUGUUUGCAGGGGUAUCUUUAGAAGGAACAUGUUUAAUUGAAAGGAAAGAAACUAAUCGCAAAUUUUAUGGUCAAGAUAUUCGAGCUAGUGCCAUUUUAUUUGGUGAUGUACCUCAUCUUACUCAAUCAGAAGAUCUGCAUAAAAUUCUGGAUUCCUUUACUGAACAAUAUGAAAAUGAGGAGCAGAAAAACAAUGCAAGGAAAGCAGCAAGGGAACAAAGGAAGGCUAAUGAUCCACCUGUUAAACCAUCAUCAAGGCCACAGUCACCUGUGAAAAAUCCACACAAACUUUAUCCUGAACUUCCCAAUUACCAUGCCACUGAGGAGAAUUGGAGUAAACCUGUGGAAGUGACAGCACUUUAUUCAUUUGAAGGACAGCAACCAGGUGACUUGAAUUUCAAAGCUGGAGAUAAAAUCAUUGUCAAAACGAAAACAAAUUCACAGUUUGACUGGUGGGAAGGAAGCAUCCGAGGACAAACUGGCAUCUUCCCAGCCAAUUACGUUACCACGAACUGUAACUAAAAUGCAUUCAGUGGCCUUAAUAUUUUUUUUUCUAAACUUCUUUUCUGAAAUUAUCCACUGGAUGAUGUACAAUCAAUUUACAAUUUGUAUUUUUAACAAAAUGUCCUAUAAAAAUGUUUUUAUUCUGCUUCCAAUUACAACAAAUUUUUUAGAGUCGAUUUUUGUAUGGAAAGAAUUAUAAAUAUAAAAAGAUAUAUUAGAAGAAUAUUUUGAUUUUAAUAAGUUAUUUUGUCUCUAAUGUUCUCUUUCCUUAAUCCAUAAUAAAUAUUCUCUAAUAAACUCUAUUCAAGCUACCUAUCCGUUGU